GCGCCUCCCCCCUCGUCCCCUCACCUGGGCCCUCGUCGGCUCCUCCCCCCGGUGUCGCUUACCUGGGUCCAGGAUCAAGUUCCUGCUGUCCGCCGCUGUGCUGGGGUUUGUGUUACAGCCCAGAGCUCGGCUGUCAGCGGGAGGGGGCGGGGGCGGGGGCAGUUGGAGGAAGGGGGGGAAGGAAGCAGCCCGGAUCCGGCCGGCGCCGUCGGACGCUUGGGGCCCCCUGUGCGGCUGGGCAAGCCCAUGGAGAGCGGAGGGGCCCGGGAGGCACAGGGGGCCCAGCCCUCUGCCCCCCGGCCGCCCCCUCCCUCGCCCGCUGAGCAGGCGGCCCCGGCCCCCAGCGCCCCUCGCAUCCGGCCUCGACUGGUGUUCCACACCCAGCUGGCGCACGGCAGCCCCACGGGCAAGAUCGAGGGUUUCACCAAUGUCCGGGAGCUGUACGCUAAGAUCGCCGAAGCCUUCGGCAUCUCCCCCACCGAGAUCCUGUUUUGCACUCUCAACAGCCACAAGGUGGACAUGCAGAAGCUGCUGGGAGGCCAGAUUGGUCUGGAGGACUUUAUCUUUGCUCAUGUACGUGGUGAGACCAAGGAGGUGGAGGUCACGAAGACGGAGGAUGCAUUGGGCCUCACCAUCACAGACAAUGGGGCAGGCUAUGCCUUCAUCAAGAGGAUCAAGGAAGGAAGCAUCAUUAACCGGAUCGAGGCAGUAUGUGUGGGCGACAGCAUAGAGGCCAUCAAUGACCAAACCAUCGUGGGUUGCCGACACUAUGAGGUGGCCAAGAUGCUCCGGGAGUUGCCUAAGGCUCAGCCCUUCACCCUGAGGCUGGUGCAGCCCAAAAGGGCCUUUGAUAUGAUAGGCCAGAGGACCAGGAGCAGCAAGUGCCCUGGGGAGGGGAAGGUGACCAGUGGGAGGGAGACUCUUCGCCUCCGAGCCAGGGGUUCUGCUACAGUGGAGGAGGUGCCCAGUGAGUUUGAGGAGGAGGCUGCCCGAAGGGUGGAUGACCUGUUGGAGAGUUACAUGGGCAUCCGGGACCCAGACCUGGGUAAGGGGCCAGGCCUCAACUCUGGUGGAGACAUCCAAAGAAACUCAGAGCGCUCAGGAGUUUGCUCGAGGCUUGGACUCCGUCUUGGGCGAGUUUGCCUUCCCCGACGAAUUUGUGGUGGAGGUGUGGGCAGCGAUAGGAGAGGCCAAGGAAGCCUGCGGCUAGGCAGGUCCCUGGCCCAGAACCCUGGAACCCAGGUUGGCCCAGAAACCCUGACCCGGCCCCCAGCUGUUCGGCCCAGGCCCAAGACCCCCAGCUCAGCCCCCCAUCCCCAGGCACCAAUCCAGGCUCUGAAAGCUGGUCCCCAGAAGUCAGCUCAGCCUCAGUGCAGCCAUCAGAAGGUAGCCCAGUACUCCGACACCUCUAGACAAGCUCAGUACUCUGGCCAGAGGAAGCCUGCUCAGCCUUCUGGUUCACAGAAGGUGGCCCAGAUUCCUGGCUCCCACCAGAAGUCAUUCCAGUUCUCUGAACCCCACAAACAAGUUCAGUGUUCUGGCUCCCAAAAACCUGCCCAAGGCUCUGGCUCCCCAAAGAUAGUCCGAGUAACCUAUUCCCAAAGGGUCAUACAGCCUUCUGAGGCCCCUAAACAGUCUCAGGGUUUGGGCCCUCAGAAGCCAGCCCAAUCUUCAGACCCCGCAAAGCAGUCUUCAUCCUUUGGCUCCCAGGAACCAGCUCUGCCCUCAGGGUCCUCAAAACAGAGCCAGCUUUCUGUCCCCCCCAAACAGGCUCAGUGCUCUGGUCCUCACAAUGUGGUCCAAUCUUCUGAACCCUCUCCAAAGGCCCAGUGCUCUGGCCCUCAGAAACCAGAUAAAGCUGUCGACUCCCAUAAGUUAACACAGCCAGCUGAACCCCCCAAACAGACUCAGCACUCUGGCCCCCCAAAAUUGGCUCAGAUGACUAGCUUCUCAAAACAAUCUCAAUUAUCCGGCCCCCAGAAGCUAGACCAGGCCUAUGACCCCCCAAAACAGGUUCAGUUCUCUGGAUUACUGAAACCAGCUCAGUCUUCUGAUCCUCCAAAACAGUCUCAAGUCUCUGACCCCCAGAAGUCAGCCCAGUCUUCUAACCCUCCAAAGCAGGCCCUGCACUCUGCUCCUCAGAAGUUGGCUCAGCUAUCUGACCCCCCCAAACAUGUUCAAUUCUCUAGUUUAGUGAAGCCCACUCAAAUUUCUGAUCCCCCAAAACAGGCUCAAUUCUCUGGCCCCCAGAAGCUAACCCAAUCUUCUGAUUUUCCGGAACAGAUUCAACUCUCUUCCCCCCAGAGAUCAGCACAGCCACCUGACUCCCCAAAGCAGACCCAGCCAGCAGCUCUGUCCACUGAUCCACAAUUAUCUGGUCACCAGAAACCAGUCCACUCUUCUGACCCCUCAAAAUAUGCUCAGUCCUCUGGGCCUCAGAAGUUAGCCCAGUUUUCUGAGCCACUAAAACAAUUCGAGCACUCUGCCUCCCACAAAUUGUCUCAGCCUUUAGAUCCCCCAAAACAGACUCAGUUCUCUGGCUCCCAGAAGCCUGCUCAGCUCUCUGACCCCCAGAAACAUACUCAGGGCUCUGGCUCUCAGAUGUUAGCCCCGACUUCUGACCUUUCAAAAGAGGCCCAGCACUCUGCCUCCCAGACGUCUGCUCAGGCCACUGACCCUCCAAAACAGGCUCCAUUCUUGGCCUCCCAGAAGUCUGCUCAGGCCACUGACCCUCCAAAACAGGCUCCAUUCUUGGCCUCCCAGAAGUCUGCUCAGGCCACUGACCCUCCAAAACAGGCUCCAUUCUUGGCCUCCCAGAAGUCUGCUCAGGCCACUGACCCUCCAAAACAGGCUCAAUUUUCUGGCUCCCAGAAGUCAACUCAGCCCUCUGUCCCCCCAAAACAGGUUCAAUUUCCUGGUGCCCAGAAACCAAUCCUGCUCUCUGACCCCCCAAAACAUGCUCAGUGCUUUGGCCCUCAGAAAUUAGCCCAGUCUUCUGAUCCAAAACAGGACCAACAGUCUACCCUCCAGAAAUUGGCUCAGCACUCUGAUUCCCCUCAACAAAUUCAGUUUCCUGCCCCCCAGAAGCCAGCUCAGCCAUCUACCCCCCCCAAACAGGCUCAAUUCUCUGGCUUCCAUAAACCAAACCAGCCCUCUGACUCCCUAAAAUAUGUUCAUUGCUCUGGCCCUCAGAAGUUAGCCCAAUCUUCUGAUCCCAAUCAAGAUCAGUAUUCUAUCCACCAGCACUCUGAUCCCCCGAAACAGGCUCAGAUUUCUCUCCCCCAGAAGCUGGCCCAGCCUUCUGACCCCCUAAAACAGACUCAGUUUCCUAGCCCUCAAAAGCUAGUCCAGCUUUCUGACCCCACAAAACAGGCUCAGUGCAUUAGCCCUCAGAAGUCAGGCCAUGCCUCAGGCCCCCAGAAAUCAGCACAGUCAUCUGACCCCCCAAAGCAAGCCCAGGGCUCUGGUUCCCAGAAGUUGGCUGUGACCAUUGGUACCCAGAUGCCAGCUUCCAAACAGGCUCAGAGCUCUGGACCCCAGAAGCCAGCCCAAAUGGUUAGCCCUUUGAAGUUGGCUCAAGGCCCCAGCCCUCAGCUACAGGUCCCUAGACAAGGCCCCUCUAGCCUGAGCCCCAGACCCCGGCCCAGUUCCCCUCACAACCCCUUGGCUCCCAUCCCCCAAACCCGAGGUCCUCCCUCUAAUCCUCCUUCAGGGCCCCCUAAGCCCCGUUCUGGGAUCCGGGGGGCCACUCCUACUCCUCAGGGGAGUGAGUCCCUUUCUGGUCAGGGUGGGCUGUCUCAAACCCCUCCCCAAAGUGGUUCUAUUCCUUUUACCCAGAGUGCCUGGGUCAAGUGGAGCCAUGGGGGCCAGAUAGAAACAGGGGGUUCAGUUUCCUCUAGCUCUGGUAUCUGCUGAGUCUUUGGCUCAGAGACCCAUAAGGGGAUCCAGAACUGAGGAAAGGGGGUGUCUCUGCCAGUUCCUUCUGCCUGUACUUUGAGGCAUGUGAACAUUAAAAGCAGUUCCUGCA
Monodelphis domestica (gray short-tailed opossum) is the source of this 4027-nucleotide messenger RNA. It is a transcript of the gene GIPC3, whose product is annotated as GIPC PDZ domain containing family member 3. NCBI's taxonomy places the organism in Eukaryota, Metazoa, Chordata, Mammalia, Didelphimorphia, Didelphidae. Gene Ontology annotation, molecular function: protein binding. The record is from RefSeq and is a predicted model, not a curated record.